Molecule: messenger RNA, 569 nt
Organism: Aspergillus glaucus CBS 516.65
Lineage: Eukaryota; Fungi; Ascomycota; Eurotiomycetes; Eurotiales; Aspergillaceae
Exons: 2
Coding region: 119-487 (122 amino acids)
Source: RefSeq, a predicted model, not a curated record
GGUUUCCCAAGCUCGACCGCACGAUUGUCCCUGCCCAUUCCCGAGGUUAUUUACCCUAAUCCUGUGUUUCUCCACGAGAUUCAUUCGCAUUCGAGUAUUUCUAUCCGUGCUUUAGUUAAUGGACCCUUUGUUUCUUGCCGCCAGUGUCGCCGGUCUCGCCAGCCUUGCGCUUCAGAUUGGCCCCUCACUGCACGAGUAUUUCUCCGAUGCUAGAGACGCGCCAAAAGAUGUCACUCAAUACUGUAACGAGAUAUACGGAUUGUUCGAGGUGUGUGAGAAAUUGCAAGACUUUUUGAAAAUAGACGCUGCGAAUGCUUUCGAGAUCACCGAGUCUGUUCUUUCGCGGACAGUCGCUUCGUGCGAGGACUGUCUGCGCAUACUGGCAAAGAUGCUAGAUAUCCCCCCCAAAAGAGAGGCACAGGGCUUCUCACUGGAUCAAGAGAAUAAAGUGGCCUAUAUACAAGAAGCAAGUAGAGGGCAUCAUUGAGCGGUUGGUGUGAUAUACGCAGCUUUUCCAGUUUGCAUUGACCGUGGAAGGAUGAGCUGCACGAAAUGCUGGCUAAUUGAAC